AUGCCAACGAUCUUCUCGUCAGGGGAGGUUUCCUGCGCAUACUCGGGUGUCUUCCAUCUCUUGCCACUGGGUCUUCGGGUGCAGGACAAGCUAGAAAAGCUUAUUGACAAGCAUAUGCGCACGCUGGGCGCUUCAAAGGUUGCGCUCUCCUCAAUUUCUUCCCAAGAGCUAUGGGAGCAGUCCGGACGGCUGACCGGAGACUCUUCGGAGGUCUUUCGGUUCGAAGAUCGAAAGGGCGCCCGCUUUCUUCUGGCUCCGACUCAUGAGGAAGAGAUCACAAGUCUCGUGGGAAAUUUGACUACAUCCUAUAAGAGCCUCCCCUUGAGGGUAUAUCAAAUAACGCGGAAGUACCGUGACGAAGCAAGGCCGAGGCAGGGUCUCCUUCGGGGUCGAGAAUUUGUCAUGAAAGAUAUGUAUACAUUCGACUACAAUGUCGAAGAGGCCCUGAAGACCUACCAUGCAGUCAAACACGCCUACACGAAGCUUUUCGACGAGUUGAAAAUCCCGUACCUCGUCGCUGCGGCCGACUCUGGUAACAUGGGUGGGACUUUGAGUCAUGAAUUCCAUUUUGUUAGUGCCAAGGGCGAGGACCGAAUUAUCAGUUGCUCAGAAUGCGAUCAUGUCUAUAACGAGGAACUCGCAGACGGCAAGAGCCACAGCUCUUCAGAAGAUGUUCAAGAGCAUAUGGCGCCUGGCUUUCAAACAGAAGAUACAGUGCCGGUUGAAAGCCGCUCCAGGGUCUCGACGGGCAUGUGGAUGGCCAUCUCCCAAGAUGGAAAUACUCUGCUUCGAGGCUGGUAUCCCAAAUACUCGAUGGACGAGGCGUCCUCCGAGCCAGUGGAGCGCCACGUCAACUCCCAUGCCGUGAAGGCUAUCGCGACGGCAGCUAACAUCCAACUUGAUCUCAGCGUUGAAAAUCCACUGCAGAAGUGGCUCUCUCGCGUCAAACUCCGAUCUUCUUCCUCAAAGCCACACAUCUUGGAUCUGUACGACUCGCAGGUGCGGGUAUUCCAACGCCCACCACUCAGUGAUAUUCUGCAAGAGUCUGGCUGUACUGCUGCGGAUAUCGAGUAUAACAUGCUCGACACCUUCCCCGGAACCACGAAAAAACUCAGUCUCAUUCGAGUACAUGAUGGCGAUAAGUGUGCGCAAUGUGCAGAUGGCGUACUGACCAGCAAUCCUGCUGUCGAGCUAGGUCACACUUUCCAUCUGGGCACCCGGUACAGCGAAGUUCUCAAUGCCUCCGUCUCAGUCAAUUCCGCUGUCCUUGAUGGAUCGGUGGACAAGGGUGCAACGUCCACCAAAGAACUGAUUGUUCCCAUGCAGAUGGGCUGCCAUGGCAUCGGAGUCUCACGCAUGGUCUCAGCCAUUGUGAACCGGUUGGCCGAUGACAAAGGGCUCAAUUGGCCACGCGCUGUUGCCCCCUUCGAGGUUGUGGUUGUACCCGGCAAGGGACUGGACUCGGUAGCCGAAGAAGUCUACGACCGCCUGGCAGUGGGUAACACAAGCCACAUUGACACUCUUCUUGACGAUCGAGACAAAGGCAUGGGCUGGAAGCUGGGCGAUGCCGAUUUGAUCGGCUACCCUGUCAUCGUGGUGAUUGGCAAUGGCUGGAAGAAGCGUCAGACACUCGAAGUGCAGUGCCGCCGCCUGGGUGUCAAAGAGGAGGUACCCCUCGAGGAACUUCCUUCUUUCGUACGGGAGCUGCUCUCUCAGCUGUAG
Molecule: messenger RNA, 1722 nt
Organism: Penicillium oxalicum
Lineage: Eukaryota; Fungi; Ascomycota; Eurotiomycetes; Eurotiales; Aspergillaceae
Product: putative proline--tRNA ligase AIM10
Exons: 5
Coding region: 1-1722 (573 amino acids)
Biological process (GO): prolyl-tRNA aminoacylation
Cellular component (GO): cytoplasm; mitochondrion
Molecular function (GO): ATP binding; proline-tRNA ligase activity
Source: RefSeq, a predicted model, not a curated record